AAAGGCCGCCAAAAGCCCGGAGAGAUUUUCCCGCCUCAACUCGUACUACUGCGCAUGCUCGCUACGGCUUUUAUUUUUUUCUGUUGUCGCCAAUGGAGGAACCUGGCCGACGUUUCAGGAAGAGAACGGAGGCUGAAGGAAAGCCACCCGGAGCUGUAUGGCACUGGAGGAGCGGGUUAUAAAUAUUUUAAAUCAAAAAAUAAAGAGACUUGAGAGUAGUCCGCUGCCUUUCGUGUCAUGGGUGGCUCCGCGUUGUUACGGCAACUGGCGAACGUCUUUUGCGCGUGCGCAGUACAAGCGGAGCUAUUAUGUGAGUGUGUGCUUAUGGACGCUAUUGGAGGAACCGUUAAAAUCGCUGCUUUUUCUGUUCCGUUUUUAGGUUUUAAAUUGUUUUCACAAUUAUAGUGAUUUUUUCAGCCGCUGUGGUCAUUUCGACGAAGACAAAUAUGGUAAGAAUAAAUCCAAGGACAAUCGGUCCGCAAGUCGCGUUUUGCGCCUGCGCAGAAUGCAUCAUUCACCAGCCCGGAUUGCUGCCUCUGCGCGGGAUCAUCAAUGCCUCUUAUUUUUCGCGUUCUCCUCGGUGCAACUGAGCAUGCGCAAAAGCAUUGGAGCAUGCUCAGUACGGUCAAAGGAAGUUGUUUUGUGCCCACAACCCCUAUAUGGAUGCCACACCAGCGAUAGUGGCCAACCAAUGAGUGCGAGGGAGAGAGGGGCACACGAGCCAAACAUAGACUGAAUUGCUAGACUCGCACUGUUUGGCUUGCUAUGCGAUCUGGAAGUGGUAUCGAUUAUCCUCGGAGAAAACGUGCCUUCUAAUCCAAGAUAUUAAUUCACCCUUAAUCGGGCAGCAGCAGCAGCAACAACAUGUGUUCCUUUUCCUUCCCCAACAAAAGGUUCUGGUAAAAUGGAUGCAGAGCAUUUGAACAGAUUCUGUGGUGGUGCUUCUGCUCUCGUGACUGAGCCACAGUUCGCUCAACGACUGAGGGAAUAUUUGCAGAGAGAGGGGAUUCUGGACAGCCGUUACCGCAUGCAGAAGCUUCCAGAAGGGACGGUGGCAUUGCCCGUGCUAGGCCAAAGUCUUACGGAGCAGCACCUGCAGCAGCUGAAAGAGAACAUCACGUCUGGGAGGACCUGCGCUCUGACAUGGAUGCAGAAUCCCAUUCCCUCAAAAGCAGCCCAGGUCCAGUUCCCCAUCCAGAAACUGCGUGAUGAGCUGCGCUGCCUGGUACUGACCUGUGGAGCGGCCUGGUCGGAAGAACUGGAGAGCGAUCUGCCGCGCUCCUGGCAGCGGCACGGAGACCUGGUGUUGCUGAGUGAGGAGAGCUUCAGAGCGGCACUGUGGGGAGAGAUGGGACCCAAGCUCUGGGAGCUGGUUGCAGGUGCUCUGGGGGCCCAGCGCUUAGCAAGACGUGGACGUAUCCUGUCGGACUCCUUUCGGUCCCCCACCGUGACCCUGUUGCUGGGGCAGGACGGCUGGGUUGAACACGUGGACAAUGGAAUCCGGUACACAUUUGAUGUGACGCGGUGCAUGCUGUCUCCUGGAAACAUCACGGAGAAGCUACGGAUCGCGUCCCUGCAAUGUAGCGGGGAAGUGGUGGUGGAUCUUUAUGCUGGGAUUGGCUAUUUCACGCUGCCGUUCCUGGUCCAUGCCGGCGCUGCCUUUGUCCACGCCUGCGAGUGGAAUCCUCAUGCUGUGGAAGCCCUGCAGAAGAACGUGCAGCGGAAUGGCCUGCAGCAUCGGUGCCACGUUCACCCGGGAGACAAUCGGAAGCUGGAACUGCGAGAUGUGGCUGACAGGGUGAAUCUGGGCCUGAUCCCUACGUCAGAGGAAGGCUGGCCCGUUGCCUGUCAGGUCUUGCGGAAGGACAUCGGAGGGAUCCUCCACAUCCACCAGAAUGUGGAGUCCUUUCCCGCGAAGGCACUUCAGCUGCUCCAUGAGUCAAAGCAGGACCAACAGCAACGGUGGCGGCUUCCAGCUCAGGUGCUCUCUAACGGGCAAGAGGACCCAGUGCUUGGUGGGGACCACGAAAGCCUACAGAGUGCUGGAGGACAGUCCCGGACUCUUGCAGCCAGAUGUGAGUGGCAGAGGUGGGCAGAGGCCACAGGGGCCCGAAUCAGGACUUUGCUCCAGGAGCUGGACAGGAAGCCGUGGAGGACAAGCAUCCUGCACAUUGAACAUGUGAAAUCCUAUGCCCCCCACGUGAGCCACCUGGUCUUGGAUCUGGACUGCCGCCCCCUUUUGUAGGGCACAGGGAGCGGAUUUUCCCAUUGGAGCAACCCUAGAUCACUGUCCUGCCUUUGGGGUCGCCCAGAUGGAACCAGGCUGAGUGUGGCCGGCAGGACUGGAGUUGGUGGCGAGGUGGCAGACUGCAGCAGAAGAAGGGGGAGGCCGCAGCCCCCUGGGGAAGGCAGGAGAUCCAAAGGGGUAUGGGACAAAAGGAACUGAUGGCUGAAAGCAAGUCCUGACACGUUUCGAGGAUGACCUUUUCCUCGAGGGACUGCAAGAUGUAGCAAAGCAAGAACUUAAAAAUGAGUAAAAAUCUAGAAGACCAAGAUAAAAAAUACAUGGACAUCAUGAUGAACUGGACCCCAGCUUGCUAAAAACGAAGCACAAAACCAGCAGGACCAAGUGGUGAAACUAGCAAAAGAAAUAUAGGGAAAAACCAAUGCAGAAAAGAGUAAAAACAGCAACCCACCAACAGGCAAGUGAGUAGGCAAAAUCUUGCUGAGAUUUAUAGCCGUUGCCUGGGCUCCCCUUGGCCCUCUUGACCAGGGACCGCUCCCCUUUCCUGGAAUCCCUCCCUGGUCAGUGUUCCCAUUUUCCCCUCUUGGGGGAGGCCUUGCUGGAGUUGUCCCCCUUCAGCGUCCUCUCCAGAGUUGCUUGGGGGUGGGCCUGCACAGCUUGAGCCCCUCCUGCACAUGUUUGACUACAACUCCCGUCCUGCCUAACUAUUGGCCGCUGGGGAUGUUGGGAGUUGUAGUCCAACAGCUUCUGGAGGGCCAAAGUGGUGCAGCCCUGCUCUGGAGCAAGUGGGUGCGGCCUGUCUCUAGUGAGCCAGUGUGUGCGUGGGAACACAGCCCCGAGGGACUCGGCCGUGCACUGCAUAGCCACUGGCCCAGUCUUCAGCCCUGGUGGGGUCAUGGUGCGGGUGGGGCUUGGGCAGUCAUCCUGGGCAGCAGCAGGGGUGGUUCCAGGGGCAUUCCUCUGUCCCUCGGUGGCCUGUUGGCCUCCUCUUUCCACUUAAUCUAAUCUCCCUGCCUGCUGCAGGACACAAGCCUGGGAGCUGCCCGCCUGGGCGGUUCCUCUGGGCCUGGCUGUCAGGAUUGUGAUCAUUGCUCCGCGACAGAGCCUAGAGCAAAUGGAGGGUGAGUCAUGUUGGCCAGCUCUCCGUUUGUUCUGGAAGCCUCUCCCCACCGCAGUGGAUAGGGAAGGCCGGGUCUUGAAACCAGGGCCAGGUAGCCGCUGCAGCCACCCCAAGGGCCGCCAAAGCCCCAGAAAGAGGCCAGGAGGCCAGGAGGCAGCUGGCUCCGAGGCAGGAAGCGUUUAAUCACAGGGGGAAGGAGGAGGAGGUGGCAGCUUGGAAGUGGGACUCUCUCGCUCUCCAGUCCUGCCGGCUGACCCCACCCGCAUUAUCUCGGGCUGGGCGGUGUGUGUGUAUUCUUGGGGCGGAGCAGCCUUGCCAAUGCUGUGUCCACGCCUUGAGGCCGGCCAGCCUGGCUGAUGCAAGCAAGCAGCUGUGUGAGUCGGUGUCCGAAGCCCCCUUUCCUCGCUGCCCCGCUUCGAUCUUGCUGUGGUGCCUUCUUGGCCGCCCCAGUGCUCUGAGGCUUCGGUAGUUCCCAGUUAGUGUGCUAGAACUGCCCCAAAUCCUGGGCAGAUGGCAGUGGCUUGCAGCCCUCUUCAGCAGCGACCCCAUCUUUGGUGGCUUCGAGUGGUGGGGGCACGGGGGCCUCUACGCUAGCAGCGGUGUUUCUCAGCCGUUGUGUCGCAGGAGACUGGCCCGUGUGUGUGUGCCUGGGCUGGCUUGCUCGGAGCCGGGGCCCCCAGCGGGGUGUUUAUGCUCUGCCCUGUUGGAGCUGACUUGGCCCAGGGUGCCCCAGGAAGGAUGGGUGGGUCCUGAGAUAAAGGGGGCAGUGUGCCAUAGUGUAUAUAUUUUUGUAACUGAGGGGUCUUGGGAUGGAAAAGGUUGGGGAUCUCUGCAUUAUCACCUCCAGCCAUUGUCGCUGAUUCAACAAAUCCAGGAACUAGCAACGAUCUGGUUGUUAAACAGAGUGCAAAAAAGUUUGCUUCCAGCGAUUCUGCCAGCAUCACAACUGGACAACAAGCCUCCUCCACCUCCCACUGUUCAAGACAAUGGAAGGAUGCCAGUGAUGUCAUGCUUUCCUGAAAAUACCCCCACGUGCACACUUCAUGUUCAAAAAAUGUGUGUGUGUGUGUGUCGCUUGUUGAAUAAACUUCUUCCAGUCUUGGGCUGGGGAUUCAGAGGA
Hemicordylus capensis (graceful crag lizard) is the source of this 4485-nucleotide messenger RNA. RefSeq names its product tRNA methyltransferase 12 homolog (gene TYW2). The coding region runs from base 905 to 2245 and encodes 446 amino acids. Gene Ontology annotation, molecular function: tRNA methyltransferase activity. NCBI's taxonomy places the organism in Eukaryota, Metazoa, Chordata, Lepidosauria, Squamata, Cordylidae. The transcript has 8 exons. The record is from RefSeq and is a predicted model, not a curated record. Gene Ontology annotation, cellular component: cytoplasm. Gene Ontology annotation, biological process: tRNA methylation.